AGGGUAUUUCGUCAUUUGAUUUCUCUAAUUAUUAUUGUUAUUAUUAUCUUAUUCCUUAGCAUGAGGUGAAAUUGCCUCCAUGCCUAUGCGCAUCAUCAAAGAGCCGGUGCCCGCCGUGAGCUUACUGUCGUUUUCAUCUCCGAGCAACUGAACGAGGACGCUCCGCUUUGCACCAUCUUCUCCAUCACGCUCCCGAUUUCGACUCUGAAGAAUAAGAAGAAGAUCUUCUCGUUUUCAUAUGACGGAGGACAGUGGCGUUAGGGUUUCAUCCGACGAACCCAUUGCAGUUCCCAUUAUCGAUUCCUCUUCUCAAACCAAGCAAAGAAAGAAAAGAAAGUGGGACCAACCUGCGGAAUCCUUUCUUUCUACUGCUACUGCAUUUCCGGGGGUUCUUCCAUCAUACAACCAGACGCCACUUGGCGGAGUUGCUGUCACCAGUGUGGCGGCGCUGGUGCAAGUUUCUCCCAUCAACUGUGCAACCUUAACCCAGUCAAAGAUUCAAGAUGAGUUAAUAGCAAGAGAAAUAUCAAUAAAUGACGCGGAGCCUUCUGUUCGGUACAAGCUCACAAAGCGUCAGACGCAGGAGGAGAUUCAAAGACACACUGGCGCCGUGGUGAUAACUAGGGGCAAGUAUCAUCCUCCCAACACGCCUCCAGAUGGUAACAAGCCACUUUAUCUUCACAUCUCUGCAGGAGCCCAUCUGAAAGAUAUGGCUGAAAGGAUUUUAGCUGUUGAUCGAGCUGCUUCCAUGGUUGAAGAAAUGCUUAGACAGGGUCAGAGUUUGGCACCAUCGUCUUUUAGUUCUUUAAACAAAGAAUUCAAGGUUAAUCAGCCAUUAAGCACAAGUGUGUUCUUGGGCUUUGACACAGAUCCAUCUGUGAACAUUGCUGCUCGAAUACGGGGACCAAAUAUUGUCUUUUGUUUUUGGUGGUUUGUUUUUUUUGUACAGGACCAGUAUAUAAAUCACAUAAUAGCUGAAACAGGAGUAACUGUCUCUCUCCGAGGACUUGGUGCGGGAAGUACUGAAGGUGCAUGUGAAGAACCAUUGCAUUUAUUCUUGUCAAGCAACAAUUCCAAAAAUCUUGAAGAUGCCAAAAAUUUGGCUGAAGACCUGAUGGAUACAAUCGGUAAAGAAUUUGGCAUCUCAAGGGUUUCAUCAUGUAAGGUUUAUAGUGCUGUUCCACCUCCACAGCAGGUUUAUGGAGCCGUUCCACCUCCCCCACAGGUGUAUGGAGCCGUUCCUCCUUGCCCACAGGUGUAUGGAGCCGUUCCACCUUGCCCACAGGUGUAUGGAGCCGUUCCACCUCCCCCACAGGUGUAUGGAGCUGUUCCACCUCCGCCAAAGGUUUAUAGUGCUGUUCCACCUCCACUACUUUGUUCAACACCACAGUUCGCAAGAGUUGAGAGCUUGGAAAAUGAGCCGACUACAAGUUCAGCUUCAAGUCUGAUCUCAUCAGCUUCUCCUACCAUAGUCUCACCUGUUUCUUCAGUUAUACCAGGAGUUGCUCCUGUCAUCGCUCAAGGUUCAAUAUUACAAUCUGGACUGCCUCAGUCUCAAUCAACUGCCAUUAGUUAUACCAAGCCACUUAUAUCUGGCGGGACAAACUAUAAUGGAUAUAGUGGAAUAUAUCCUCAAGCAACACCUUUGCAGCAAGUUGCCCUUGCCCUUAAACAAGUAUCUUCAACUACCACGCCUGUAGCUGUCCCAAACAGGCCAGCACUGAGCGUGUCAAAUAUGAAAGUUAACUCUGAUGCAGAGAAAGAAAAACGACCUAAUCAGAGACGUAAAUUUCAAGAGCUACCAAUUUGUGUGCAGGGUUCCUCAAUAACCAAUCAGGAUUCAGAACUUUCGAACAACCCCUCAAACAAAGCCAGUGUGAAAAGUGUGUCAAAUAUGCCAGCUCCUAGGAAGCUUGUUCCGUCCAAUGGAAUGGGACCACCUCGACCUCGAUCCAUGCCACCUCCACCCACACCAGUAAAAUUUACAUCAACAGUUAAGGUCAUAAUGCAAGAUAAGGAACUUUCGUCGGACACCAUUAAACACGAUGUUAUCUCAGAUACAUUAGUGAAGCUAAUGGAAUAUGGUGAAGAAGAUGAUGAUUCGGAGGAAGGGGUUGAAUCAUUGAACAGCGUUAACACUACUGGUGCCAUAGCAAUUCGAAAACCUUUUUGGGCCGUGUAGAAGUUAAAACAUUGUUCAUUAGUGAGUGAACAUGUUCGUCAUCUCCUAUAUACUAAUUUUGUUGAAGACAUGGUGAUGCGUUUCAACCUCUCAUGGAACAUGGUUAGGCAGCGUGGGGAGUUUAUGGGGAUUUUAGAUAAAUUGUUGAUGAGGGUUUUAGUAUUGUUAGGAAAUGUUGUAAAUUAGUAGUUAUGUAGUUGCAUACUAAGAUAUUACAUUGUAAGCUUACACAUUAGUUGAGUAUAAAUCCGUUCGAAGCUUGACUGCUA
Molecule: messenger RNA, 2451 nt
Organism: Cucumis melo (muskmelon)
Lineage: Eukaryota; Viridiplantae; Streptophyta; Magnoliopsida; Cucurbitales; Cucurbitaceae
Product: protein RIK
Exons: 12
Coding region: 239-2182 (647 amino acids)
Cellular component (GO): nucleus
Molecular function (GO): RNA binding
Source: RefSeq, a predicted model, not a curated record